Seminavis robusta is the source of this 1629-nucleotide messenger RNA. The record is from the annotation of a GenBank genome assembly. NCBI's taxonomy places the organism in Eukaryota, Bacillariophyta, Bacillariophyceae, Naviculales, Naviculaceae.
AUGUGGCGCGUCCCACCAGUAAUGCUAGUAUGGGGGGUAUCAGUGACCUGCACAGGCUUCGCCUUGAAGCCUCGCAGAAUAGAACCAUCCAUCCAAAGUAGAUGGUCCAACCGACGAGAUGAUGGCUUUCUUUCUCCAAACAUCAUUCGACAUAAUCCACUCGUGAAUACCCACUAUAAUACUGUGGAUCCUGUCAGAAUACCGCGAGGAGGUGCCAUUGACUCCAAGAGCCUCCGAAGAGAGGAAGAAGAGGAUAAUGAAAUCUUGGUAUCACCACAAGAAGCACGGAGACGGCGUGGCAUGGGAGCAGCUCUGGCUGCUACGUACUUUACCGUCAUGGCCAGCAAAUGUGCCUUACCGGCUGUACUGGGACAAUUAACCUCUUUGGAAGUUGGAUUAAAGUUCGCAACAACUAGCACCAAACCAAUCGCCACAAAGACACCUCAGGUACUCAUGGCUCAGUUAUUGGCCGUAUCCACCAUUGCCAUUGCUGCUGGAAAGUUGUUUUUGGGUCCAGUGAUUGAUCACUUUGGAGGUGUCUUUUCGCUCAAAGUGGCGUUGACGUCACUGGCACUCUUGUUAGGGACUAUUUCAGUAUCGGAUUCCUUUCGAGUUUUCUCCAUCUGCUGGGUCAUUGUCGAUUUCAUCUUCUCGUCCUGCUGGGCAGCCUGCAUCAAUGCUAUUCAUCAGAAUUUCCCAGAACAAGAAUGGACUAACCGUAUUGGUAUACUGGCAGCUGCUGCUCGUACGGGUAACGCGGCAGCCUUUGCCUUCUUUGCAUCCUUGCUGGCAGUGGCUUCCAAAGAGAUGACUCAACCAUGGAGAAUAGUAUUUGCCUCAUCAGCUCUGAUACAAGGGAUCCCCAUUGCCUUAUUGAUGUACUUUGGAAGUAUGAAACGAAACGUUACAACAUCGAAUUCUACAACGGCAACAACACCGAAAUCCAAACGACAAGUCGACAACAAAGUGGAAGAUGAGGAACAGACAAAGCGUGUCAUUGCCACUCCUCUGGCAACUCUACGGAGAGAAGCCAAGACACCCAUAUUUUGGUUGCAUCUGGUGUCUCGCUCUCUUCUCAUGGUCUUUGCCAGCUUUUUGCUCUUUGUACCUCUACUCAUGAACCAAGCCUACGGCGCCUCCUCUGCCACGGCUGCCCAGGUGGGGUCUUUGUAUGCUCUCGGCUGUCUCUUAUCCGUCUCCCUUGGUUCCAACCUCUACGCCAAACUAAGCAGCAACAAGCACAAGGCCUUAUCGAUUGCCGUCAUGCUGGGCAUGGCCACCAUAGCGUCGGUGGCACAGUGGGGACACAUGGCGGGUGUUUGGCACCUCUCCUUGUCAGCGAGUGCUGCGUUCCUAUUCCUCUGGGGUUUCUCCUUUGCAAUCCCGUUCUAUAUCCCACCAUCGCUAUAUGCAUUGGAAAGAGGAGGAGUGGAAUCUUCCGCCACUAUUGCUGAUGUUUUUGAUGUUGGAGGUUUUGGUCUGUUGGCUAUGUUCAAUGGCUAUGUGGCAGGAAUCCAACACAGCAAGAUCGCCGCUUGGAUACCCACAUUCUUUUUGACAACAAUUUGCUCGGCCGUUGCCAUGGUUUGCUUAGUUCUAGCAACACUGUUGGAGGAACCUAAGGACUAG